Molecule: messenger RNA, 207 nt
Organism: Dentiscutata erythropus
Lineage: Eukaryota; Fungi; Glomeromycota; Glomeromycetes; Diversisporales; Gigasporaceae
Source: the annotation of a GenBank genome assembly
AUGGGUUCCGUAAACGUAUCGGUCGAUAGUGGUUUCGUCAUUCGUUGGAGUUCUUUAGAUACUACGACUAAACGAAAGAGAACAAAAGAGAGGGAAAAAGAGAAGGGAAAAAGAGAAGGGAAAAGAGAAGGGAAAAGAGAAGGGAAAAGAGAAGGGAAAAGAGAAGGGAAAAGAGAAGGGAAAAAGAGAAGGGAAAAAAAGAAUAAA